Drosophila gunungcola (fruit fly) is the source of this 1712-nucleotide messenger RNA. Its product is annotated as protein teflon. Lineage: Eukaryota; Metazoa; Arthropoda; Insecta; Diptera; Drosophilidae. The record is from RefSeq and is a predicted model, not a curated record.
AUUUCGAUAAAAUUGAAAAUCGAUUAAAUGUAUCGCUGUCGAAAUAUGCAGUACUUUUACAGCACUGCUUGGUAUCUAUAGUUGUCUCGCUCUCUCUAUCUUCCUGCGUUCAAGACAACGCGCAAUUUUUAUUCUUUCUUUAAUUUUUUUUAUUAAUAAUUAUUUCGUUUAAAUAAUGUCCACAUUCAUGGACAUGCUCACCGGCAGUCAGUGCGUGGACCUGAAAAAGUGCGGCGAUGUAGUGGUCUCGCCCAGCGACAACAUGGUGGCCAUUUACUCUUUCUGCCGAGACAUUUUCGCACAUUUGCCGGAAUUUUUGAGGCACCUCCAGUGGGCCCACGUUGAUGUCCUGAAUUUCACCAAGGAGCAGAACGUGUACAGCUUGGAGGAGCUCCUAUCUGAGGAGGAGUAUGCCCAGUCGGCGGGGAACAACAGCAGCAGCAGCGGGGAUUCCGGCAUUAUGGAGGGCAUAAAGGAUUCUAAUUGCCAAAAACCAAUGAAAUAUAAAGUGGAGGACAUACUAUUAAAGGAGGGAUUCUCCCAACAGGAAGACAAACCGGUAGGCCGAGGAUUCAAAGGAUUUCGCAUCAAGGCAGAAAAUAAGGGGAACACCUUGAAAAUCUGCGAACUAAAGAGCCACACCAUUGCCAGGAAUUCGAGAAAACGUAUGAGCAGCGUGAAGAAGCGCAUCCUCAAAGCCAUUGAAAACGAUGAGCCCACCAAACUUCUUAAGAAACAGCCGAAAACUGAAUCUCUAGAAGAAGAUAACAUCCUAAAACCCAUUAAAAACGAUGCGCCUACCAAACUUCUAGUGAAACCGCCGAAUACCAACUGUAGUCUUCCUAUAACUGAACCUUUAGAAGUAGACAAUAUACAGCCACUUAAUUUUAAUACUCCUUUCAAGCCAACCAAUCAACUUAACUCUUAUAACUUAAGUGUAAGAAAAUCGACUUUAACCAGUGCUCGAAUCUCCACAACAGCCCUUUUGCAGCAUAAAGAGCUGAACUCUAAGCCAAAACUCAGCACAACAGUCCAGAAAGUCCCAGCUUGCUCCGCUUCAAGUGUGGUUAAAAAAGUAGCUCAGUUUCCAAAACCAGCCACAAAGAAUAUAUCAUCGCCCUUCCAAAUAAGACAAGUUGAAAUACUGCCAACAACUAAGUUGAGAGAUAGUGUGAUUAAAUCAAUACAAACUGAAAGGCCCUCGUUCAAAAGAAUUCUAGAGGAAAUUGGCAACUACCAUGUUGAGAAUCAGCCCACAAACCAAGGUGUUUCAGUUCUCAAACUAAGCCCAAUUCCAAACAAUGAUCAAAUGGUAUGUAAAGACAACACAACAAAACGUUUUAAGAUUGGAGUCGGAAAAUGAAGAUAAUUCAAAAAUCACACAGACAAAGGAAAAGCCUGUCGUAAAAAUAAAGCAGAUCCUAGACAAUACCAAAAAUCCUGUUUACAAGAACGCCAAUGCAAAACUCGUCAAGUUGGAUUCGAAAAAUAUAGAAAGACCCACCCCCAAAUGUUCAAUAAUCGACCUGGUAAAGAAAAAUCUAACCUGUUAAAAAGAAGCAGACAACCAGUACCAAAACAAAUCAAACAAAUACCAAUAGUUUUGCUACCAAGGACGACAAAUUGGAGUCAAAUAAUCUAGGUUUACAAACCACACAGCCUAAGGAAGACCUGCUCGUUAUAAAAAAGGAGCCAAACAAACCAAAGAAAAA